AUGGCGAACAACCUGACAAAACGGGAGCUGAUCGAGCUGCUCGAUUGCGCGAAAAAUAUGCAUUGCAAAGCACCGUGUUAGUGGUAGUCGCAUGACAAAUUUUCUCCGCAUGAAAUCAUAUGAAGGUCUUUCUUUUUCGGGCAUGCCCAUGCUGAUUCACGACCUAUAAAUAGUUGUCUUGCGUGAGUACGAGUACGGUAUUUUUGCAGUGCAUAAGAAACAGCAAGGAGAGAAACAAGGCUGUAAAACUUUUGAAGCGGUUUGACCCGGUGUGGAAUUACCAGUGGGACGACCAUCACCAGAAGGAAAACUUCCAGGUGAAAGAGUUCAACUACAUCAUCGCCUUCUGCUGCGCCCGGUGCGGCAAGGUGAAGCAGCAAAAACAGAAGGUCUUCUGGACCGUCCCCAAGGACGAAUCUGCCGACAAGACGAAAAAGAUCGGGAUUUGCUACCAGUGCUUUAACCAACUGCGCGAAAUGGAGCACACCAACAAACUCCGGGCGCAGCACCAGAAGCAGGGGCUGGUGCCGAAGGGGAUGGGUUUCGGGUUGGUGGAUCACGUGAGCACUCUGAACGGAAUGGCGAAUCAGGGCCAGUACGCCGGGGCGGCAAGCAGUAGUGCUUUCAAAGCGGCGUCGUAGGGAGUGGAGUUUCAGAUUGUACUGCAGCUACGUCGAGCCAGAUUCUGAAUUACACUCUCGUCCUGCUGCGUUAUGACCACUGAUACAGAACUUUUUUGGGCACAAAUAAAUUGCUGUGGACCACUUGUUGUCUGUUUUCUGUAGCUUGUUUGGACGAUAGUCGUGGCGCAAAUCGCUGCAGAACGAAAGUUUUGUGUACUGUUGACUUUGAAGAGUUGUGCUUGGCGAAAAUAGAACUGAUAGCACUAU
Molecule: messenger RNA, 890 nt
Organism: Amoebophrya sp. A120
Lineage: Eukaryota; Dinophyceae; Syndiniales; Amoebophryaceae
Source: the annotation of a GenBank genome assembly